AUGUCUGCGACACAGUCUCCAGUGGUUUUAUCUAGUUACGAUCCGACCGGUCGCUAUCUAUGUUACGUCUCUAUUGCAUUAGAUAAACAGCGUAUAUCAGUCGAACCCACUCAAAAAUCAGAUAAUUAUGGCCUAUUAAAUGAGAAUUUUCUCUAUUUAGAUGAUUCUAAAUCAAGAGUAACCUCUUUAAAAUGGACACUGGUUUCUUCUACCGAAACUUUAUGUGUCUUAAUUGGUCUAAGCAACGGUGAAAUUUGGUUAUAUUCUCCUCUAUCUCAUGAAAUAUUAUUCAAAUUGUCAACAGACAAUUCCUAUGAAAUCAAGGAUAUUGUCGUUGUCGAUAGUGCCAAGAAGCUCUACUGUAUUGAUUCAGAUGAUAUUAUCUAUGAAUUUGAUCUAGUUGAGUUGAAAUUACAAAGGCAUUUUAAAGUUGAAUCAUGUACUGGCUUGAACAGAAUUGGCUUUGUCAGCGAAAAUACAUUAUUACUUGCAUCUCAUCAAAUCUUUUUAGUUGAUGUAGCUCAAAAAUCUGUUACUAUGACAUUUCCAGGCCAUGUUUCACCAGUUACUAUUCUAGAGCCACUAAGUAAAGAGUACUUUAUAUCUGGAGCAGAAAAUGAUAGAUUCUUAAAUGUCUAUGAUAUCGCAUCUGGGUUGACUAAGAGCGUCUUGGUAUCUCAAGCAAAUGUUACAUCUAUGUCUCAUUCUGACGACAACGUCAUUGUUACAACAACAGAAGAUGGCUCAGUGGAAAUCUUCGUCGAUCCGUUAAUUACAAAUACUAAUAAGAGAAGAGCUCAAAAAUCAAAACAACAUAGCAAAAAAAUCAGUGCAAUCGAUCCAAAUAAUUCUAAUAAAAUUCCACUUUUCAAUGCAUUCAUCAAUAAAGAUAUCCUCACGGUUUCUUAUCUACAAAAUGCAACUGUGCCAUUUUUCAAGCAAAUUCAAUGGAAGGAAGUAUCAGAUGAUUAUACUAUUGAAUUAGAUAUCGCACAUAGAAAGAAUAAUCGUUCGACAGAUCGUUCUCUUUAUGGCCAAGAUGUGGCAGCAACAAAGACUUACCAAGAAGGUAACGCAAGAGUUACAUCAGGUGAUAAUUUCAAGCAUGUCGAAGACGUUAUAAAACAAUUAGAGAUCGAAACCAGCAACCACGCAGAAGACGAUAGAGAAAGUGAGCCAAGUGAAUUCGAAUCUCUUGCUGAUAAAAUACCGCUAGCAUUGUCUAAUGUACCAAAAAAGAAAAAAAAGAAUCCUGUAACAGGAACAUUUGCAGUGGUCCUAACGCAAGCAUUACAAUCCAAUGAUCAUUCUUUACUUGAAACAGUGUUGAAUAACCGCGACGAUAAGAUGAUUAGAGACACGAUAAUGAGAAUAAAGCCAACUUUAUCCGUUAUUUUAUUAGAGAGAUUGGCUGAAAGAAUAGCGAGACAAUCUAACCGUCAACGUUCUCUUAAUAUCUGGGUGAAAUGGUGUCUUAUUAUACAUGGUGGCUAUCUGGUCUCCGUCCCGAAUUUAACGAAAACCUUGUCAUCCUUGCAUGCUACUGUGAAAAGUCGUGCAGCUUUAUUGGACAGGCUGACAGCUCUUAAGAUAAGAUUGGAAUAUACAUGGGAUAGAUUAGAGAUGGAUUACACUUACGGAACCAAAGAAGAAAUGCAUAAUCCAAAUGAAAUAGAUCAAACCGAAGAAGAUGACGUCGAGUACAACGAAGAAUUAGACGAUGCUGGGUUGAUAGAGGAUGGUGAAGAAGAUUCAGGUGAAAGUUACUACGAAGACAGUGACGUUGACGAAAGUGAAACGCAGGAAAUCGCACAAGAAGUAGAAAAUGGCGAUGUCCAAGAAGGAAGUGAUGAUGAUGAAGGAUAUAGUGAUGUUGAAAUGAAUGCAUAA
Molecule: messenger RNA, 1890 nt
Organism: Kazachstania africana CBS 2517
Lineage: Eukaryota; Fungi; Ascomycota; Saccharomycetes; Saccharomycetales; Saccharomycetaceae
Gene: UTP5
Product: Utp5p
Exons: 1
Coding region: 1-1890 (629 amino acids)
Biological process (GO): maturation of SSU-rRNA from tricistronic rRNA transcript (SSU-rRNA, 5.8S rRNA, LSU-rRNA)
Cellular component (GO): nucleolus
Molecular function (GO): protein binding
Source: RefSeq, a predicted model, not a curated record